Penicillium antarcticum is the source of this 588-nucleotide messenger RNA. RefSeq lists its product as uncharacterized. NCBI's taxonomy places the organism in Eukaryota, Fungi, Ascomycota, Eurotiomycetes, Eurotiales, Aspergillaceae. The transcript has a single exon. The coding region runs from base 1 to 588 and encodes 195 amino acids. The record is from RefSeq and is a predicted model, not a curated record.
AUGUCGCAAUUCAAAUUCGCCAACUCAACCGCUCAAGUGCCAGGCGACGGCACCCCUCCCCCCGAGUUCAUCAUUAAUGCCCCAGCUUCGACGGACAUCUGGGACAAGCCACCUUCCACCAGCCGCUUCUCAGCCCCGAUUCUGUACCAAUCUAUUCCGCUGAAGUCGUUCAAGCGGGUCCGGGUGGCCUUUAACGCUCUUUGGGAGAAGCAAUAUGACCAGGGUGGUCUGAUACUUGUGCUCAACACUGCCGAUGGUGGCAAGAAGUGGGUGAAAAGCGGCAUCGAGCUCACCCAUGGCAGACCUCACCUGAGCACUGUCGCAAAAGAUAACUGGGCGGACUGGAGCCUGCAGCCUGUGCCUUCUGGUGGUGGUGCGGCGACCCUUGAAAUGGUUAGAGAACAGGACAAUAGUCUGUGGAUUUAUCUGGUUGAGGGCCUGCAGAAGUCGCCUCUUCGAGAGAUCACUUGGGUUUUUGAGGAGAAGGGUGUGAAGGACCUCUGGGUUGGUGUUUAUGCUGCUCGACCUUCUAGUGAGAGUGGAGAGCUUCCUGUCAACUUUGGACAUUUGAUUAUAGAUCAGGCAUGA